Scatophagus argus is the source of this 1509-nucleotide messenger RNA. RefSeq names its product G1/S-specific cyclin-E2-like. Lineage: Eukaryota; Metazoa; Chordata; Actinopteri; Scatophagidae. The transcript has 12 exons. Gene Ontology annotation, biological process: regulation of cyclin-dependent protein serine/threonine kinase activity; G1/S transition of mitotic cell cycle. The coding region runs from base 151 to 1284 and encodes 377 amino acids. The record is from RefSeq and is a predicted model, not a curated record. Gene Ontology annotation, molecular function: cyclin-dependent protein serine/threonine kinase regulator activity. Gene Ontology annotation, cellular component: cyclin E1-CDK2 complex; cyclin E2-CDK2 complex; cytoplasm.
UGUGUAGUAGUCUGAGUGGAUGAGUGUAGCAAACUAGCAGCAACGUUACUAGCUAGCGUACGCAGCUAACACUAGCCUGAUUAACAAUAACUGUUUGGUUUUGGAGAAUGUUUUGGAAACUUCUGCUUGUGACAGAAACCAACCACAACCAUGACUAGACGAAGUGGUCGCCUGCAGAAAAGAUCUGAAAAUGCUCCAAGGCAAAAAGGCAAAGCACCCAAACAAAGCAAUAGAAAAAAGGUUCAGCCCUUGUCAAAGCUGCAGUGUGAGAAGAACCAGCUGGUGUGUGAGGUUGUCACCGAUACUCCUGUUCUCAUCGAGACCUCUGAGAAGGGAGUCGAGGUCGACUGCAUGGAGUCCUCUUGUGAAGUUCUCGCCUCAGGAGAUUCUUUGGUUCGGCCGUCACCUCUGCCUCAUCUUGGGUGGGGAUCUUCUGAAGACGUCUGGGUGAAGAUGAUCAGCAAGGAGGAGAAUUACAGGCACAGCAAAAGCUUCAUGCAGAAGCACCCCAGCAUACAACCCAGAAUGAGAUCGAUCCUCCUCGACUGGUUAAUUGAGGUGAGUGAGGCCUAUACUCUCCACCGGCAGACCUUCUACCUGGCGCAGGACUACUUUGACCGGUUCAUGUUGACCCAGAGCAACAUAGAAAAGGGCAUGCUGCAGCUCAUCGGGAUAACUUGUCUUUUCAUAGCAUCAAAGAUGGAGGAAGCCUGUCCUCCAAAGCUCUCACAGAUGGCCUAUGUGACUGCAGGGACCUACUACGAAGAGGAGAUUCUUCAAAUGGAGUUGAUCAUUUUGAAGGCAUUGGGUUGGAACCUUUGUCCUGAAACUGCAGUGUCAUGGCUGAAGCUUUACUUCCAGAUGGCAUCGAUGAACAGCAACUCCGACCUGCUGGAGCCACAGUUUCCACAGGACGUUUACGAACAAAUAACACGUCUUUUGGAUCUGUGCAUCCUCCAUAUAAACUCUCUGGACUUUCAGUAUCGAGUGUUGGCUGCCUCAGUCCUGUCUCAUUUCAUUCAACCGGAAACAGUUGAAAAAGUUUCAGGUCUGUCGAAAGACGCCACCCAGCCGUGUGUUAACUGGAUGGCCCCCUUUGUGGAGUCGGUGGCCUGGUUUGGCAGAGCGACACAGAGGGAUUUUGCCAGAGUGAAGACAGAAGAUAAACACAACAUCCAGACUCACACAGACUACAUGACCAUGCUGGAAUACGCCAGUAAAAAUGAGGUCAGCAGCCAGUUCCCGACUCCUCCCAACAGCACGGAGAAGUCCUGCACACGCUAAACUACAAGAGGGACUCUGAAGUGUGUGUGGGGAUAAAAUAGGAUGCAGGUCCCAUAAGGACUGAGUGGUGUUUACCAGAGACGGCUCAUAGCCAGAGGAGGAAAAGGAUGCUAACUGGAAUACAGCGUCUGUGUGGGAGUUUAUUUCACCCUGCCGAUGUGAACUUUGUCACUGAAUGCAUUAUCCAGGGUAAUGUGCUUGUAUUUUAAAAAGUCUUACAUCUUG